This is a messenger RNA of Leishmania mexicana MHOM/GT/2001/U1103, 768 nucleotides long. RefSeq lists its product as hypothetical. NCBI's taxonomy places the organism in Eukaryota, Euglenozoa, Kinetoplastea, Trypanosomatida, Trypanosomatidae. Bases 1 to 768 code for a protein of 255 amino acids. The record is from RefSeq and is a predicted model, not a curated record. The transcript has a single exon.
AUGUCACUGCUCAACACUACUCUCCAAACCCUCGUGGUCCGGUUGCGCGACAUGUCCGGCAACGUGACGCAGCAGAAGCUUCACAACCGCGUGUUUGACGCAUACGAGGCUAAGUCGCUUGUCUUCCAAGUUAUUUCACCUGCACAGCAACUCGUGAUGAAGCAGUACAGUGGUCGAAUCCCCCCAAUGCACCCCGUCGGCCAGCCUCUCAUGGUAGACUCGUGGAGUGAACUGGUAGAACUGCAUAAGCCGGACAACGAGUACCAGCUUCUGCCGCGGCGUGCACGCAACAACAACGCGUAUGCAGUGAUGUCAGCCAUCUGCUGCAGCGUUGGCUCGCCGUUCGAGAUGGACCACCGGCUGGAGCCUGCAGACUUCAAGCUAGUUUUCAAGUCACAGGCAGAUCAGGACGCGCGCACGGCAUUCAAUCUCAAGCACACGGACAAAGUACCACAGACGAUCUUCUUGGACGGGCUGAUGGAGGCUCCGAAAGCCUCGGCGCUCGUGUCCUUUCACAACAUCCUCACUCCCGCGCACGUGAACAACCUCGCCGGCACAGAGCAGUUUCUCCGAGAGUGGUGCAGGGAGCCUACCGACGGAGACCGCCAUCGCCAGCUAAAGCUUUGUUUUAGCUCACUUUUGGAGAAGCAGACGCAUCUUUUCCUCGGUACCAACGCGGCACCUGGUCGGGAGCUGCUGAACUACGCGAAGGGGAAGAACAUUUUUGUCUAUGGAAAGAAGGGAAUGACGUACCAAUAUGUUCCAUAG